ACGAAUCGAAAUUUUGCCAAACAAAAAAGACUUGAUUCGGAUAAUGAACAACACAUCAUCAUCAUCAUCAUCAUCAUCCUCAUCCUACCAACUACCUUAUUUUUUUUGAAAGGCCAACAUAAUAAACUUCAUUAAUAAAACCAAAGACACGCACACCAACUACCUCUUCUUCUUGCUACUACAACAACUUCAACCUCUUCACUUCCAAUCAUCAUUCUGCAAAUCAAACGAUCACCCACAUCAAAAAGAUCCAAAAUCCACAUGGGUUUCAACCGAUACAACAAAUUACUCCGAACCCUCAUCAACACCUCUCGAUCCACAACAACGUUUUCUUCUUCUUCCGUUUACUGUAACCAAUGGCGGAGAUCAGUCACCUCUUGCUCAGAUGCUAACAAAACGGCGUCGUUUUCCACGAUUCCGAGUUCGUCUUAUCAUGUACACGGUGGGCCCUCGUAUAUGCGAGGAGCUGUGUUUUGGGAACCAAACAAGCCUUUGACUUUUGAAGAUUUUGAAAUUCCUAGACCCAAAGUCAACGAAGUUCUUAUCAAAACUAAAGCUUGUGGUGUUUGCCACUCUGAUCUUCAUGUGAUCAAAGGCGAACUCCCAUUCCCGAGCCCAUGUGUUGUGGGGCAUGAGAUCACUGGUGAGGUUGUUGAACAUGGGCCUUUGACCGACACUAAAGUAAUCGAAAGACUUCCUCUGGGCGCUCGUGUUGUAGGUGCUUUCAUUAUGCCUUGCGGUAACUGUUUCUUCUGCACAAAGGGUCAAGAUGAUUUAUGUGAAGCUUUCUUUGCUUAUAAUCGUGCAAAAGGGACACUCUAUGAUGGGGAAACACGCCUUUUUCUUCGUGGCAGUGGUAAACCAGUGUAUAUGUACAGUAUGGGAGGGAUGGCGGAAUAUGCAGUUGUGCCCGCAAACGGGUUGGCUAUUCUACCUCACUCGCUGCCUUAUUCCGAGUCUGCUAUAAUUGGUUGUGCGGUUUUUACUGCUUAUGGUGCUAUGGCCCACGCAGCCCAGGUUCGUCCUGGUGAUGCUGUUGCUGUAAUAGGUGUUGGUGGUGUCGGUUCAAGUUGCCUGCAGAUAGCACGCGCGUUUGGUGCAUCUGAGAUCAUUGCUGUGGAUAUACAAGACGAGAAACUCGAGAAAGCUAAAAUGCUUGGAGCCACUCAUGUUGUAAAUGCUCGAUCCGAAGAUGCAGUUGCAAAGAUCAAAGAAAUAACUGGAGGGAUGGGGGUUGAUACUUGUGUUGAAGCAUUGGGAAAUCCUAAAACAUUUAUGCAGUGUGUACAAAGUGUAAGAGAUGGUGGAAAAGCUGUAAUGAUUGGUCUUACUCUCUCGGGAGCCAAAGGUGAAAUCGAUAUAAACCAUUUGGUCCGCAGACAGAUCAAAGUAAUGGGCUCGUAUGGAGGUCGGGCCCGACACGAUCUUCCAAAGCUAGUGAAACUUGCAGAAAGUGGCAUAUUCAACCUUGGAGCAGCGGUUUCAAGAAAAUGCAAGUUUGAGGAGGCAGGGAAAGCGUAUGAGGAUCUGAACCAUGGAAGUAUUGUCGGCCGUGCUGUGGUUGAGAUUAUGUGAUUUCUCGAAAGUUUCAUAGGUUUGUGUCGCGCCACCUGCUUGUUUUUCUUGGACUGUAGCUGUCUGCGCGUGUUGUUGAUUUAGGACCUGUACAAAAGUACCGAAUCGAGUUUGUGUUGUAUAUUGUUGGACCAAUACAAACUCGGUUUUGUGUCUCUGUGCAGCUAACUUUCAACUAAUUUGUGAUUAAUCUGCAACUUGGUUGACUUCUUGAUAUUUGUUGGUGUU
Molecule: messenger RNA, 1803 nt
Organism: Helianthus annuus (common sunflower)
Lineage: Eukaryota; Viridiplantae; Streptophyta; Magnoliopsida; Asterales; Asteraceae
Product: alcohol dehydrogenase
Exons: 8
Coding region: 262-1575 (437 amino acids)
Molecular function (GO): oxidoreductase activity
Source: RefSeq, a predicted model, not a curated record